AUGGAGUCCAUACCUAGUGAACAGCAUGCUUGGGUCGUUACUCGUCAAGGGUUUCCUAUCAAAGCCUUGGCUUUCAAAACGGAUUGGCCAGUUCCAAAAAAACUUGAAGACAACGAGGUCCUUGUAAAGAUACAAGCUGCUGCUUUAAAUCCUGGUGGCUGGAAAUUGAUGGUAGCAGUACCCAACUUUUUAAUCAAGCGACCCCACGUUGCCGAGCUCGAUUUUGCCGGCGUCGUCGUUAAAGAAAAUAGCACACAGUUUACAGAUGGCGAAGCAGUAUUCGGGUGGAUACCUGCAGAUUUACAGUGGAAAACUCAACAAGGGGCACUGGCCCAGUACGCGCGUGUUCCGUCUAGCGCACUUGUAAAGCGACCACCCAACAUUACUCCUACCCAAGCUGCUGGGAUCACCGUCGCUGCGCUAACAUCAUAUCAGGCUUUGUUUCACAUUGCCAAACUCGAGGCAGACCAAACAGUUUUCAUCAACGGAGGUAGCUCCUCAUUAGGUGCAUAUGCCAUUCAAUUUGCCAAAGCGAAAGGCGCAAAAGUCAUCGCCACUGCGUCCGAAAAAAAUGAAGAUCUUGUCCGUGAAUUAGGCGCAGAUGAAUUCAUUGAUUACACGAAAAAACCGCUUUACGCCCAGUUACUCGAAAACCCACCGACGACAAAAUAUCAUGUCAUUUACGACGCAGUCGGUGUAAUUGACCCGUCUCUUUUUACUUAUAGUGAAAAGUACUUGGCACCGAAUGGCAUUUUCAUCUCAUCUGGACCUAUGCCCACAAAGAUAUCCAUUGGCGAGGCAUGGAAAUUAGUAAAAACCUUACUCGCUAUGUUCACGCCUGCCGUUCUCGGAGGGAUAAACAGAAGAUAUUCUGUAAUCUUCACAAAAAACAACCCCGAUGAUUUGAAUGCAAUUCAAAAAUUAGUAGCGGAUGGUAAAGUCAAGCCUGUCGUCGAUUCCGUGUACGAGUUGCACGAUGCUUUAGCUGCAUAUGACAAAAUCAUGACCUCGAGAGCUCGGGGUAAAGUAAUUGUCAAGAUUGAUCCGGGAGUCAAUUGA
This is a messenger RNA of Psilocybe cubensis, 1059 nucleotides long. RefSeq lists its product as uncharacterized. The record is from RefSeq and is a predicted model, not a curated record. NCBI's taxonomy places the organism in Eukaryota, Fungi, Basidiomycota, Agaricomycetes, Agaricales, Agrocybaceae. Gene Ontology annotation, molecular function: oxidoreductase activity. The transcript is spliced from 6 exons. Bases 1 to 1059 code for a protein of 352 amino acids.